AUGUCGUGCACAAGUAAUCCAUAUAGCAACCAUUGUAAACUGACAGCAAAACAUGCCAGACAUAAAGGAAGUGGUAAUGAUUCGGAGUUCUUCGUUCGAAUGACCUUAAACUCUCUGAUUUGGAAUAACGGUGCUCCAAUGCUGGCUAUGUUGAGGAUGAUACAAAUUGCGCCAAGUGUUUCCCUACCGUUAUCUUUGAAUCCACCAUAG
Haemonchus placei is the source of this 210-nucleotide messenger RNA. Lineage: Eukaryota; Metazoa; Nematoda; Chromadorea; Rhabditida; Trichostrongylidae. The record is from the annotation of a GenBank genome assembly.